Messenger RNA from Anneissia japonica, 808 nucleotides. RefSeq names its product beta-microseminoprotein-like. NCBI's taxonomy places the organism in Eukaryota, Metazoa, Echinodermata, Crinoidea, Comatulida, Comatulidae. The record is from RefSeq and is a predicted model, not a curated record. The coding region runs from base 226 to 546 and encodes 106 amino acids. The transcript has 4 exons.
CAUACUAAGGAGAACUUAUUCAACGUCAACACCGUAUUUCAUUCAUGCUAGCCUAAUGGCCUACCCCAAUCCGACACCACCUCCGGGGAAUUUUGCCAUGGAUUCACCUGUUCUUUAGUUUCGUUGAACUUUUCACUGAGUUUUUUUUUUUUUUCAUUUUGAAAGCAGACAGCGUCACGGAUCGACGUGCAGAUACCGUCUGUUGCAUAGUUCGAAGUCAAAAUAAUGAGGUUAGACGUACACAUCGUAUUGCUGCUUUCAGUGGUACAGCUCGUCUCUUCAAGCUGCUGGUUUUCACAUGGACCUUGUAUUGAUGGAAACAAAGAAUACAAUGUUGGUGAUAGGUGGCGAUUGAAAUAUGAUGAUCAUUGCGAAGAUUGUUCAUGUGUUAAAAGCGGGUUUGCCUGCUGUUCAAUUCCUUACCCUGUGGAUAUACCAAAGUCCUGUGCGGCCAUCUUUGAUGACAAGAAGUGUAAAUACCACGUGGUGAGACGAGAUAAGCCAUGUAUUCCAUGUUCAAGACCUGUGUCGUAUGUUGGGAAAUAAUCCAUGUAUUUAUUAAAUAUUAAACAAGAUCUGUACAAUGUGUGUAAAACGUCUGAACCUGAACUUCUCUACGCCGAUUAAAAAAGUAAACAUGGAAUGGCUCCGUCUUAUUAUAAAGCGUUAUAUAUACAACAAUAUGUUGCUAAACUAAUAAUGGGCCUCAGUGCCUGCCUUAACGAGGUUGAUUUAUUGAUUUCAUAAUAUAUUGCCAAUAUCAGGAUAUAAAGUCAAGAAUAAAUAUUGAUCUACAACUCUGCUUGCA